This is a messenger RNA of Venturia canescens, 10143 nucleotides long. Its product is annotated as follistatin-A. Gene Ontology annotation, biological process: regulation of BMP signaling pathway; cell differentiation; multicellular organism development. The record is from RefSeq and is a predicted model, not a curated record. NCBI's taxonomy places the organism in Eukaryota, Metazoa, Arthropoda, Insecta, Hymenoptera, Ichneumonidae. The coding region runs from base 2333 to 3652 and encodes 439 amino acids. Gene Ontology annotation, molecular function: protein binding; activin binding. The transcript has 6 exons.
AUCGACGCCAGCACGAGCGCGGUCCGCCACUACUCCGGCGACUCGCUUCAUUCCGUACUAGGCCACGAAAGGCUGCGGAAAGGAGCGCGGGAAAGAGGCGCGAAAAGUCAGUCGGUUUCGAGACGGAGAGCCGGGAGGCUCGAUCUAUCGAAGAAGAGAGGAAAAUCGAGGAGGCUCCAACCGUGUUUGACAAGAUUCGUCCACCGCGAGGAUCCAAAGUGCGAAAGACGAGGAUACAUCGAAGCCUGAUUGUCAUCGAGACCGCGUCGCCAGAGCAGAAGAAGAAACAGAACGAAUCCACGAGAUUCGAGCGAGUAGAACGAACCUAAGACCGCUACGGUUUUCCGCCAGCCGAAAUAUCUCAGAGGAUCAUAGUCGCGAUAUAGUGGCACUCGCGCGCCCCGAUAUAUAAGAGAGAUCGCAAACGCGUGGCCGUGUUUAUUGAGACGAGCGAAUCGGGAAGGGUCUCUACUCGCCGCGAAUCCCCGGAGAAAGAGAGGAUAAAAGAGAGGAAGAUACAGUGCGCUUGGGAAAAAGAGAAAGAGAGAGACGGAGCAAUAGAAGUAUAUAAAAAGAGAGUGUGAGCAAACGCGAGGCACCGGGAAGGGGCGCCCGUGCUCUUUCCACGCUCUCUCUCUCUCUCUCUCUCUCCCUCUUUCUCUCUCGUACACUCAUUCGCGUGGAAGAGUGGAAGGUGGAGGUGGUGGACGACGACGCGCCGCGGCGGCACACACCAUCGCCAACGGUGCUCUCACCGUGUGUGCUCGCUUGCUCGCUUGCUGGCUGCUGCUGCCCUGGCCUGCCGGAGAGCAGACCCAGAGGAGGAGGAUUAUAGUGGGAGAAGAGAUUUUUCGAGGUGGGGUGGCGGAGGACCGACCGAUUCCUCGUGUGCGCGGGUGAUUAUCGGCGAACGUCGUUCGACUCUCGUGCAUACGGACCGCUUUUACCGAAUACCCACGAGAGAUACCUCUACCGGAAAGAACAUUUAUAAAUAACAUUUUUAUCGAAAAGCCCUCCCGAUCGGUGCGCGUGUGCGUGUGUGCCUGUGCGUUUUCAAAACUUUCCUAACUCUCUUCCUCGUUCGUCGUGUCAAAACUCAGCGUCACAGAAACCGGGAACAUUCUAUUUUUCGAUUAUUAACGAUAUUAUUGAAGAUUAUUUACAACGAUCACCGACAUUGUGACAGCGGACUCGUCGCGUCGAGUGCUCGAUCGCUCCACGAAUUGUCGUUUCACAGAAAAAGCAGAGAGGCCGAAAGCCCGAUUGCGAUUAAACCGGAACUAAAUUCGUCGCAUUUAUCCCAUUUUGUAAAGGCGCGAGUGAAUAAGAAUCAAUUAUACGAACGGAAAUACGAGAAGAGGCGGAAACAGAGAUAGAUCGUGAAUCCCCGGUCUAGAAGCCCGAGCAGCUCAACAUCCCGCGAAAAGCAGAGCCAGAAAGAGAGAAAUGCGUUAAAAAUAUCCACCGUCAGGCUCGUCUCCGUCACUGCCACGAUUGCAUCGCUUGCUCUCGCUCAUCUUCUUCCUUUUUGUAUCUAUCGCUUUUCGUUGAAGAAAACUGAGUCACUGAAAUUCCGCGGGAGUUUGUCGCGCGGUUGCUCAGCCCGAAAACCUGCUGUGCCGGAAAAAUGUCGUGUCGAAUAAGCGCAGGUGUUACUGAUCGUAGUGUUGCGAAAACGUCGCUCAAGAUCGUCCUCCUCUUGCUCGACGACACCACUUGCCCUUCGCGUCCGCCCAGGAACAACCGUUUUCACUGAUUCCACGCUGUUCCAAUAUCUUCCGUUCGAACCUGCGCUCGUGUCAUGCUCGCUAAUUCGUCAACGAACGAUCGUGACAAAACUGCGUGAACUUUCGAUGAUUGACGAGUGACGAGAAGUGCAGCGGGAAUAUUCUGAGGGCGCAGAGAAAAAGUUACGUUCGUUGCUCAUUUUUUUGACGCUGCCAACUGCAAGAAAUCGUGACCCGAUAAAACUGGAGUUCACGAGCUUCAUUUUCAUUCGAAACGUUCUGCAGUACUCGAGAUCGUCCAAUCGCUUUUCUAACUGUGAGAUUGAGGAAAAGGAAAAAUUAGAAAAAAUGACCGAGAGCGAGGAUCGCGGUUAAAGUUCGAGGGGCAAAAUUCGUUUUUCGUGCAAGCCCCACGAGCCACGUGACGUUUUUAAUCGGAGUCUUCGAUACGUGCUUCCUCGAAAAUCCGCUGGGAAAUCGUCUCCGAGACAAAUGCUUUCCCGAGCGAUAAUAUCGUGAAACGGAGCUCGUCCUCAUCGGCGAAAUAUUCGUUCGAUAAAAAGGUUUCAAACGAAAAUAUAUCGCAGUGUCGUGCGAUUACUCAGAUGAAAUAUGAAGCACGAGGAUACGUUGGACGAGUGACGUUUCUAGUUGGAGUUCAAACGGGAAUAAUAACGAGAAGAUCGAGCCUCGGAGGAGAAAUAAUAGUAGCAGAAUCAACGGCGGAAGACCCGGAGGCAAAAAAACCUCGGGGCACCUGGCGCAGGGCGCCUGAGAUGACGGGCGCGCGACGGGGUACUCGAGCACCCCGCUACAAGAUCUUCCUCUUGACACCGCUCAUCGGCCUCUUGCUCCAAGCCCAAUCUGCUACAGGCGGCAUAUGUUGGUCGUCCAUCAGUAACGGACGCUGCAAGGAACUUUUGUCCCAAGACGUAACUCGCCAGGAGUGUUGCGCCUCGAACGCCGCCGCUGCUACGGCUUACUCCGAGGAGGAUCUCGACAGCGGGAGCCUCUUUUUUUGGAGGGUUCUCGGAGGUGGUGUCCACUGCCGGCCAUGCAGGGAAAGUUGCGCAGAAGUGCGAUGCGAGGAGGGUAAAAAGUGCGUCGUCCGGAGAGGGCGACCCCGUUGCGUAUGCAGCCCGGAGUGCAAAGCUCCCCGAGGCGGAGGUCCGGUUUGCGGUACCGAUGGUAGAAGUUACCGAAGUCUUUGCAGGCUGAAGAAAAGGGCCUGUAAAAAAGGCAGCCACGAGCUGACGGUCGCCUACAACGGCUACUGCCAAAGUUCAUGCGCGAGGGUGCGCUGCGGCCAGGGUCGAAGCUGCCUCCUCGACCAAAAUCUGAGCCCUCACUGCGUGAAGUGCGCCAGGAGGUGCCCUCAGGCGUCUCAUCAAGUCGCCGGUGCACGACCCGUUUGCGGAGCCGACGGAAACACAUACAAGAGUGCCUGCCACCUGCGACUAGCAGCCUGUCGCGCUGGCCGAGCCAUUCCGGUCGCGUAUAAGGGUCACUGUAAACAGAACGCAGACUGUACGACGAUUCGAUGUCGAGAAGGGCAAACAUGCCUGACGGAGAUGAGCUCGGGACGUCCAAGAUGCGUGACGUGUACGUACCGUUGUCCGCGAAAGCGCGAGCGUGCAAGGGACCGAAAUCGAGAUCACGUUCGAGAUCGAGAAGCUGGAGUGACGUCGCUACUGUGCGCUACGAACAACAUAACUUAUCCGAGCUGGUGUCACAUCGUCAAGGACGCCUGUGUCACGGGCUUUGUCCUGGAGACUCGACACGCCGGUCCCUGCGACGCCUACGACACGUCCUUUUACGUUGAGGAAAAUAAUACCUCGACGAAUUACGGUGUUGACUUGGCAGACCAAUUUAUGAAGGGCAGCGAUCCAACGUCGAAGCUCCGGAAGCAUCGUUCCUUCACGUAGCUCCAAAAUUUAACAGUUUUAUUGAGGAAAGCAACGAAUUCCAAGAACCCGAUGAGAAGAGCGAGAGAGGGAGGGGAGGAGAGGAGUUUAUUUGAAUGAGGAAUUACGAUCAGCGAGUCAUGCACGAUUCAUUGUUUUUGGCUAAGCGAAUCCUCGUGGUGGGACGUGGGUGAAAAUAUAAUCAUGAGGAGCCGCACACGCGUGGUCAAUUCGGCGAAUGAAGGUGAUGAAAAUUAUGACGAUGAUGAGGAUGAUGACAGUGACCGUUGCGUAAUGACGAUGACAGCAACGAUCAUCGUCAUUUUGACGAUGAUAAUGCUUUUGAUGAUGUCGAUGAUGAUCACUUUGACGAGGAUCAAGAUUGUGAGGAUUUUCAUGAGGAUGAUGAUGAUUUUUAUGACCGUCAUUUCGAUUAUGACAAUGAUUAUAAUGAUAGUCAGAAUAGCGAUGAUGACGAUGACGAUGACGAGGAUCAUUACGAAGUCGCGUUGAUGACUAUCAUAAUGAUGUUGAUAACGAUUACGAGGAUAAAGAUCGUUACGAUGAUGAUUACGAUGAUGAUUAUGAUGAUUACGAAGAAAAUACAAAUGGAGGAAAUCACCGUCGAGAUAAGAUCGUCGCAGUAUUAUGAAGCAGUAUUUAAAAAUUAAAAAUUUUGUGCAAUGAUUUCCUUUUUCUUUUGUGUUAUUCCACAGCGAUAUGAGAAACGUAUGGAGGGACGAUCCGAGUCCCGAGCUUUAGGAUAUGAAUAUUCGAAAAACUUGCUUAUCAGCACGCGCUCCCAAACGGAUGUCGUCCGCUCUAUUCGAGUAUUUAAUCAUCGAUAUAUCAUUCUUCUUUUUCAUCAGGACAGUUGUGAAUAAUCGUUGUAAAAAGGUUUAUUAUAUAUUAGGAUUAUAGUUGAUUAAAAAUGAAUUAUUAUUCCAUAUCGUUUGAUAUUAUCACACAAAAACGCGUGUCUCACGCGUACACAGUUACGUUUUUUUAAAUUUUUUUUUUUUUGAAAUUAUUGUUUCGUUACAAUAGUUUCGUCCUGAAAAUAUUUAACAAACGUUUUUCCGUGCGGCGUUCGCGCUUCUUACGAUAUUUUGUCUUACGAAUCGCUCGCGGAUCGUUAAUCGAAGAAAUUUUCGUUUAAUUUUAUCGAAGGCGGGCUUACGCGAUAGAGAAUUAUGCUGUUUUUUUACGUUUCGUUGUGCUCGAUGCGAUGCAACCAGCAAUCAGAAAAUAAGGAAUGUCACUAUUAUUCCCAAUAUUCACAAUAUUGUAGCUGUUAUUACCCGUAAAUAUAAUGGAUGGGGUCUCAGUCGCUCGAUCGAAUUCAUCGAAAAAUAUGAGUUUAUUUAUUAGAAUUAUGGCUGAAGCUAUUAACUGAUCGAAAAAAUAUUUAUAUAAAAUUGAAUCUUAAGAUCACGAUGUCCAAAUCGACGAAUUUUCAACUGAACUCAACUCCAUCCAACGGAACUCCCACGCGACCAAUGCACACCCCCAUGUAACCACAAUUUCGACUAAUUUCAAUAAUUCAAGUUGGUUUGUUUUCAAAGAAAAAUCACGUCGAACAAAAUCACUGAUUUUUUUUUCUCACUCUUUUUUCGUCGCGGACUUCUGCGCUCUUGGCAAACUGACGAAAAACGUAUCUGAAAUCACGAAGGUAUUCAAACGAUUCGGUACAACCGUGGAAUCCAGUGAAUCGCAGUGUAAUUCAUUCGAUGGCGAGAGCUUUCGCUGCUCACGUCGCUCAUAUGACUCGCCUCGUUUUUUAUUACGACGCCGCGGAUUUCAUGUUGGAAAAUAUUCUGCAUUUUUUCACGAUCCGAAUACGUGCUAUUGUUUUCUUCGUUCGGAAAUUCAUGACGUCCACAAAGAGACAAAACCUCGAGAAUUUCUUGGACUUUCUUUUCCACUUUUUCUUCAUUUAAAAAAACACAAUCCAACGAAAACUUAUUCCAACCGCGCAUUUCGGAAUUUCCGUGUACUCGAAAAUCUCGCACUCUCACGAUACCAACGGAGAAAUAUUUCUCCGGUAAAAUAUGUAUUCGCUUAGACCCCGGGCGAUGUCUGCUUACGAGAGACGUCAAUGCGCAAAUGUUUUUCUCUCUCUCUCUCAUUCUCUUCACUCGGAAUAUCGGGGCUGUAGCGAAUUCGUUUUUCGUCCCAUAAUCUUUCGCGGUUCGGAGGACACGCGAGCCCAGAAAUGACUGCGUCAAAUUUGCAGCGCCACCGUUUCUUUCCGUUUGUCCGCCCACACUCGAUCGCGAUCGUCGUUUCGAGUUAAAUAUGUGAUCGGUAGAGUCUUCAAAAGAUAACGAAUGGGAGAGCGAGACCGAGAAAGAGAAAUCCGCCUUUUCGUUCUCGCGCAUUAAAGUGCGAGAUUGACAAUCCUCUUGAGACGUUUUUCAGCAUCCAUUCCUCUUCGUUCUCCGCUUUUCGCUAUUCCUCCACUUCUGCCCCUCGUUCUGUCUCCCUUUUCCUCCGACUGAUCUCUCUCGCUUCUCUUGGGCUUGCACUAACAGCAUAAACUUUCCGAGCUAAUGCAAUAAAUACCUGUAUCACGACUGCACACUUUGAAGUGCGCGCGCCUCGAACGAAGCGGGGCAGUACGUCCGCGUCUUUCGCUCUUCCGUGCGCUCGUUCGUUACGUCUCCUCGUUAUUCUUUUUCGCCGCAGCAUGACUCUAACAAUUUUGCGUUUCUCGAGUACCGUUUUAGUUGAGAGACAGAGAAAUAACGAGACGAGAAAAGACAAAUGAAUGAGAGGACGAGAGCCUUCGAGAUGAGAAAAAAGAAAAAAUAAAAUGUCGAAUGGGGGGGAAAAAAUAUCAGAUCGAAAAAACAAAAUCAAAACGGACGAAGGAGAGAAUGUUAUUUAAGGAGUUUCGGUACGUGUUGAUAAAUUUUAAGAAAUUUACCAAAUUUGGUGAUAACGUUCUUCAACGUAGAGUGCAAAAGCACCAUUUUUUUCUAAGUCUUCUUCUGCAUAGUUGCGUCGAGUAAUUAAGCAAUUGAAGUCUUGUACCCGGAAUGUAUAAUUAUAUGUAUCGAAACGCUAUGCUUAUGCACGUGUCUUUCGUGCUUAGUUACUCGAUGACUGUGAAAAAGAAAAAUUUUUAAAUAAUAUGUAUCGUUGAGUUUGGUAUCGAAGAAUGUGAUCACGAAAUUUUAUAAAAUUCUGAACUUUCGGAAAUUUUUUGUCCUCAACGUGGCUUAGCACCUCGACAUCGUAUCGACUGUACCGAAACUCCUUAUAUUAAGGAGGCUCAAGCGUAUCUCGUGGAAAAAUGAUUUUCCAACUCUGUACAAUGACAUCUUUAAAACAGAAAUCUUGAGACAGGUUUAAACUUCUGGUUGAAUAUGUCGAAGUCUCGAAAUUGAGGUAUUUAUUGUCGAUUUUCGCAAUUUUUUGGAAGCUUCCAUUAGAGCCCAUGUUUAACCUGUCGUUUUCGACGAUGGAGAUCUCGAUUACGAGACGGUGAAACCUCUCCAAACUUGUCCCACAUGACUGAGCACUGUUCAACCAGAUUCACGCAAAUUUUCAAUUCGUUAACUUGGAAUAAUAAGGCAAAUGAAUAAAAUAAUAAAUAGUUGAAAAAUUUGGAGAGCUCGAGAUAUCCUUUCUGUCGAAAUUUUCGACGAAUCACUGCGAUUCGACUUCUCAGUUUUGUUGAUUGGCAAACUAUUAUUCCGGGGCUACGUUUCUCUAGGAAUGAAAAACCGAAUUUCUCGAUAAAAUAGCGAUGAAUUGGGCGAUUGUGCAAUUUCGUCAGCGACACGGUUGCAAUGAACGAUGGAACGAAUCGAGGCUGGAGUAACAGAAAAAAUGGAGUUUCCCAAUUAUUAUAAUAAACAUUGUAGAAAAAAUGGCGCAGAAUUUUCGAGUCCCGGAGUUUUGUGUUGGAAAAUUGAAGCUCGGAGGUGCUAGCCCCGGCCCCAGCGCCUGCCAUCGUCGAUCCAUCGCGCCAAGAGCCUCGCAACGAUCGAAAAGAAUAUAAAUAUUUACUAAUCUACAUAUCUUACGAACCGAUUUCUCGAUCUUGAGUGUUCCGUGUCUAUAGUGAAUGCGAAUGAAUGCGUGUGUGCGAGCGAACGAGCGACGGUCCAAAGGAGUCAGUGAUUGGUCGCCGCAGCACCGAUGAAGUGGGGAAAAACGUUGAAAAGGAUUUUUUAUCAGGGACCAAUCGCCGUCUCCUCGCACGAGCCUCGCCGAGCAAAGUCUUAGAAAACUUCGAGUCCACCGAAGAUAAAAAAUACUGAGCGUUGUUCCCCAUUACUCAUUUAUUAAGGCCCUGAAAGCUCCCCACAAUUAAAAAAAAAAACAUUUAAAAACGUUGAGACGAACUUGCAGAAAUUCCCAGAACAGAGGCGCCACAACUUUUCGCUGCGUCGGAUCGUGACACCCGGACGAGAAAAGUCCUCAACUAUUUUUCUCCCCGAAGCACCCUGAGAGCUCCAACCCCGUCGGAGACACCCGCCCUCGCUCUUCCAUCGAUACCUCCUGGACGGUUGCUCGGAAAGAAAAAUUCUCGAGCACUUUUCCCCUCGUUAUUUCGCCGUCUAAUUAUCCGCUCACUUUUGUCCCGGUUCGACGACCUUCUGACCACCGUCUCAGCCUUCCGGCGACUCAAACGAGCCGCUCGAAGUCGUCGAAUCUUCCGUUGACAACUUGUUAUUUAAACACUGAUUAAAGAGAGAGAGAAAGAAAGAAGAGAAUUAGGCGCGAGGAAGCGGCAUGCGCACACUUAGACUAAACGCGUAACAAAGCAUAGGCUGGUAGACACCUCUAUAGUUCCUGUACGAUACGGCAUACAUAGAAAUUAACAUAAAUUAUUCUAGUACUACUGAAAAAACUUGGGAGCUGGCUGUUGAUUCCAAAAAUCUCGUAAAUCGUGCUCUAUGUGUACUCAACAAGCACGCAACAACGUGCGUUAUUUGCGUAAACUAUGAAUUAAGAAUGGAGCAAGAUGCGAGGGAAGCCUCGAGGAGGUUUGAAGACGGUUGCAUUUGCUAUAGGUGAUCGUCUGAUGAAAAGAGUGGCAGUAGAGUCGAGUCGCUUGAAUCGGAGAGUUGGCAGCGCGGCGCCGGUGGCCGAUGACUGUGCCGAUCGGUUAGCGCCAUUAUUUAUUGUACGGGGAGGAAAAUUCGCCCGCGAAAAUGGGCUCGCGUGUUCGGUCAAUCGGCGCAGGCUCAAACUCCCGAAUAUUUCCAUAUAUCUCGAGGAGAUUCGUGCGCGGUGACGAUUAAUCGGGAGGAAUCGAGUGAUUGUCUCUGCGAAAAUUCAUGUAAAUAAAUCAGUUGCGUCCGGCGCCUGUGAAGAGCCGCCGAAAAUGAAGGUUCGUUUCCUCCCUGGAAAACGAGAUUGAACACCGGUCCGACCGCACCCACGAAAUGACGCGCGCGUUUCUCCAGCUGAUUGACCGAACGACUUUCACCCCUCGAUAACACCAAGUUGGCGCAGAACUGCACGCGCACAGUCGCCGACGAGCGUUGAGAAAAAACAGUGGGAAAAAGUCCGCGUGUGAGGCCGGACCAGGUCAGGCCGGAAUUUCCUUGUAAAUAAGGGCCCCCUCGAGGAAGGCUUGAUCGAACGACCCACGAGGGAGCAUUAGGAAUCAUCAAGUCAACCGAGAAACGAGGAGCAAGCCUCGCCACGCGCUCCUCGCCGCGUGUGUACAUCACAAUUCUCUCCUCGGUUGAAUGAAUCAAGGCCUUUGUAAGUCAGAUCCAUUCACGUGUGUAACUUACAUCCUCCUCCCUCCUCGUUACUACCGAGCACGAUUCUCCGCUGUGCGGACGCUCGCGCUGAGCCUGGAGACCGAGCAAAUUGCACGGUGAUUGGCCACUCGGCGAAAACCCCGAAAGCAUCGCGCCCCUCGGGCAUUCCCGUCGGGAUUCUCCAUCGCGAAUCCUCCCAAAUGAGAAUCUUUUGAGCAGAGGGCGGCCCGGAAGCCCGCUCGGCGAGCAGCCUCGGCGGAGCCCGGACCUGCUCGGUUCAUUCUUUCGAAGGGACGCCCAAAAAACGCCUUUUCUGCACGGCUUCAAAGAGGAACGUUUGUAGAUAUUUUGGGAGCUCGCACGUUUGGACACUGCCGGGAAUUCCGAUCGCAAUAAAUACUCCAACCAAGUGGGACCGAACGGAAUUUUGGCGGUUUACGAGAAGCGAACGUCUCUCGACGCUCCUCCGGAGCGAGCGAUCGGGCUUCCCGACCAAAUCUAUUUAUUGUCAUUGCUCGUUAGACGGAAACUAAUCUACUUACUCGCAGGAAAAUGUACAUGCGCGAUUAGCCAGGAGGAAAGACGACGCCACACAUUUUUCUUUCCCUCAUCGUAGACCCCCUCGAUCCUCUAUUUUUAAGCAUUAUGUAUAACGCUUUCUUCGAGCUCGUAUAAUUAUUAAAUUAACCUGAACACUAUAUCCGAUGUAACUAAUUUAAAGACUGUGGAACUUCAUAGGUGUAUAAAUGUUUAAAUAAAUUAUUAUAACGUGAAGCAAAGAAA